CCCUUCCAAGCAUCUAGCUACACAGAGCUUCCCCUUCUACUGCUCUUUAGAACAGCUGCGUCUCGAGAGGGCAUAAAUAUAGCCGCACGCGUACGCCUAGUAUCAUUUUCGUCUCGUCAGUCAAACGUUACGAAUCUCUGCACUGCGAUGGCGCGUACCAAGCAGACCGCUCGCAAGUCUACUGGAGGAAAGGCUCCCCGCAAACAGCUCGCCACCAAGGCCGCUCGCAAGAGCGCCCCUGCGACCGGCGGAGUGAAGAAGCCCCAUCGCUACAGGCCUGGCACCGUGGCUCUUCGCGAGAUCCGUCGCUACCAGAAGAGCACGGAGCUCCUGAUCCGCAAACUGCCCUUCCAGCGCCUUGUGCGCGAAAUCGCUCAGGACUUCAAGACCGACCUGCGAUUCCAAAGUUCAGCCGUGAUGGCCCUGCAGGAGGCUAGCGAGGCCUACCUUGUCGGUCUCUUCGAGGACACCAACCUCUGCGCCAUUCAUGCCAAGCGCGUUACCAUCAUGCCUAAGGAUAUCCAGCUGGCGAGACGUAUUCGUGGGGAACGUGCUUAAUUAAUUUCUAUUUUCUAUUAUUACCCUUUAUAACAAUCGGCCCUUUUUAGGGCCA
This is a messenger RNA of Nasonia vitripennis (jewel wasp), 613 nucleotides long. Its product is annotated as histone H3. Gene Ontology annotation, cellular component: nucleosome. Lineage: Eukaryota; Metazoa; Arthropoda; Insecta; Hymenoptera; Pteromalidae. Gene Ontology annotation, molecular function: DNA binding; structural constituent of chromatin; protein heterodimerization activity. The record is from RefSeq and is a predicted model, not a curated record. The transcript has a single exon. The coding region runs from base 148 to 558 and encodes 136 amino acids.